UUUGAAGUGGGCUUAAACCCUGAGUUUUUGCCUAUAUCUUUGCGAACCAGAACCAGAAAUCCGGCGCCGCAGCAAUUUCUACCUGCUGCCAUCAAUUCUUUUCAGUCGAUCAAACAGAAAUCGCGCUUCGGCGCACACCACAGCGUCGCAAUGCCGGAGACAAUGCCCGCUCCGCCGCCGCAUUACGGCUCCAACCGGAACUGCACGUGCAUGCAUCCCCGUAAGAAGAUGGGGAUGAUGCACAUGACCUUCUUCUGGGGCCACAACGCCGAGGUCCUCUUCGACCGGUGGCCAGGCGCCGACCCCAAGAUGUACGCCGUCUCUCUCGCCGUCGUCUUUGCCAUGGCCGCGCUCGUGGAGCUCCUCUCUGCCUGCAGGCUCGCCGGGCGAUCGGGUUCGAAGGGUAACGUCGCCACGGGCGUCCUUAGGACGGUUCUCUUCACAGUGCGUUGCGGGCUGAACUACCUGGUGAUGCUCGCCGUCAUGUCGUUCAACGGUGGCAUCUUCCUCGCUGCGGUCAGCGGCCACGCGCUCGGGUUCUUGGUCUUUGGCAGUCGGGUUUCUAAGAAGUCCGGCGGGCCGGGAUCGGUGCCGGAGCGGGCUGUUCUUCCAUCCGCCAGUUGCUGAGCCCCCUAUAGCCGUCGUACAUCGAACAAGUAAAGGUUCUUUUCAUUUUUUGUUGAAUAGUCUGAAGCUAUUAGCAUUUGAACCAAAACGCUAUCUUUAUUUUUAUCAUUGCGAUCUUAAUCUUCGUUGCGGUAAUGCGA
Syzygium oleosum is the source of this 767-nucleotide messenger RNA. Its product is annotated as copper transporter 3-like. Gene Ontology annotation, molecular function: copper ion transmembrane transporter activity. The record is from RefSeq and is a predicted model, not a curated record. Gene Ontology annotation, biological process: intracellular copper ion homeostasis; copper ion transmembrane transport. The transcript has a single exon. Bases 151 to 627 code for a protein of 158 amino acids. NCBI's taxonomy places the organism in Eukaryota, Viridiplantae, Streptophyta, Magnoliopsida, Myrtales, Myrtaceae. Gene Ontology annotation, cellular component: plasma membrane.